AUGGAAGAAAGGAGCUACUGGGGACCCCACAGCCCACCCUCCUCCUACACAAACCCCACACCCAAGGCAGGAUCCCCCCAUGACCCUCUCGUGGUCCCCGCACAAUCUGGGGAGACGCGGGGCAGCGGGCGCGGAGCUGCCCAGAGAGGGCUCUGGGAACUGGGUGACAGUCGCCGCGCAGGUACGGGACGAGACGCCCGGGUCCCGGCUGCCGGCCCAGCCCUACCGUGGGGCCAAGGGGACCAAGGGCCGAGCUGUCCCAAGGGAAUUCGGGUCCCAAACCCCAGAGUCGCCGCGGGGAGACCCGGGUCCCACCACAGCCGGUUCCGGCCGGUUCCAACCAGCUCCUUCCCAGUCUCGGGAAUCUUGGCCUGCACGCUCACCAUUUCUUGCCUUUCAGGUGACUCCCACGACCAGUGCGGGUCACAGCACAGGCGACAGAAGCUAUGGCAGAGGCACCUGAACCCUCUGGGAGGGGAAAGCCAGGUUCCCAACCUCAGCCCGCCGCCUGGAGGAGAGAGCAAGGCCUUCGCCCUCCCAGAUGGACAGUUGGCAGGGCCCCGCCCGGCGCCCCUGAUUGGACGAGGCGCCGGGCCCCGCCCUCUCAGCAGUUUCUUCCUGAAGGACUUGAAGUCACUUCCUCUACCCAGGUAACGUUUUUCUGCUGACCCCCAAAUUUUACACAAAGUUGUUCUUCCCUAACCAAUUGCAAAUCAGGAAAUCUUUAAAUCUACCUAUGACCUGUAAGCCCCAGCUUUAAAAUAUCCCACCCUUUCAAGCAUAAACCAAUGAGUAAUAUCCAUGUAUUCGUUAUUUUGCCUAUAGCAUCUACAUUCCUAAAACUUACCCCUGCUUCUAAAAAUCCCUGCCUGCAAUCCAGUUGGGGAGGUCAGGAUUUAAGACUAUAUCUGUGUGGUCCUCCUUGAUUGGAACCCUGCAAUAAAAGGCUUUUUCCACAUGACUUCAAACCCCAGUGUAAAUGCCUGGCUUUCCAGGGCAAGGCAACUGGAUCACAAUUCUGUCCUCCACCCCCAGGGCUCUGGUCGCGGCUGGAAAUAGACAGGCUUUCUCCCACAUCUUUCUCAGUUUCAUGUAGGAAAUAAGUAGUUUCCUUUUUUAAAAUCAAAACUGUUUUCUCCUCAGGAUAUAUACCUUCACAGACAGCAUAAAGUUAACUUUUCAGAAUAUGUUUAUCAGCCAGGUCGAGUGGCUCACAGCUGUAAUCCUAGCACUUUUGGAUACUAAGGUGGGAGGACCGCUCACGGCUAGGUGUUCACAACCAGCCUGAGCAAUGGAAUGAGAACCUGUCUCUAUGAAAGGAAUAAAAAAUGAGCUAAGAAUGGUGGUACCUGUCUGUAGUCAUAGCUCCUCAGAAGGCUAAGGCAGGAGGAUAAUUUGAGCCUAAGAGUUCAAGGCUACAGGGAACUAUGAUUGUACCACUGCACUUCAACCUGGGUGACAAAGGGAUACCAUCUCCCAAAACACACACACAC
Messenger RNA from Piliocolobus tephrosceles (Ugandan red Colobus), 1493 nucleotides. RefSeq lists its product as uncharacterized. Lineage: Eukaryota; Metazoa; Chordata; Mammalia; Primates; Cercopithecidae. The transcript has 3 exons. The record is from RefSeq and is a predicted model, not a curated record. The coding region runs from base 1 to 654 and encodes 217 amino acids.